This is a messenger RNA of Drosophila simulans, 245 nucleotides long. RefSeq names its product male-specific sperm protein Mst84Dd. The coding region runs from base 1 to 144 and encodes 47 amino acids. Lineage: Eukaryota; Metazoa; Arthropoda; Insecta; Diptera; Drosophilidae. The record is from RefSeq and is a predicted model, not a curated record. The transcript has a single exon.
AUGUGUUGCGGACCCUGUGGACCUCGCUGCUGCGAUCCCUGCGGCGGAUGCUACAACUGCUGCGUGGAACUCUGCUGUGUGCCCUGCACCCCAGCCUACAUCCAGUGCUCAUUUAUGCCCUGCGGUCCAAGAGGCUGUUGCUGAAGUGGGGAUGAGCCAGGUGCCGAAACAAGUCCAACAAUAUUGUACCUGAAACACUCGUAGAUACACAAGAUGUCCCAAUAAACGAAUUUAAUAAAUGUUAA